Messenger RNA from Limulus polyphemus (Atlantic horseshoe crab), 2423 nucleotides. Its product is annotated as serine/threonine-protein kinase tricorner-like. Bases 1 to 1011 code for a protein of 336 amino acids. The transcript has 9 exons. Lineage: Eukaryota; Metazoa; Arthropoda; Merostomata; Xiphosura; Limulidae. Gene Ontology annotation, molecular function: protein serine/threonine kinase activity; ATP binding. Gene Ontology annotation, biological process: intracellular signal transduction; peptidyl-serine phosphorylation. The record is from RefSeq and is a predicted model, not a curated record.
AUGACGGAAGAACAGGUUGCUCAUGUGAGGGCAGAGAGAGAUGUACUAGUAGAAGCUGAUCAUCAGUGGGUUGUGAAGAUGUAUUAUAGUUUUCAAGAUGCUAUUAACUUGUACCUCAUUAUGGAAUUUCUUCCGGGAGGAGAUAUGAUGACUCUUCUAAUGAAAAAGGAUACAUUACCAGAAGAAGUGACCCAAUUCUAUGUAGCAGAAACAGCUUUAGCCAUUAACUCCAUCCACAAACUAGGCUUUAUUCACAGGGAUAUUAAGCCUGAUAACUUGUUAUUAGAUGCUAGAGGCCAUAUAAAACUCUCUGAUUUUGGACUGUGUACAGGAUUGAAAAAGUCACAUAGGACUGAAUUCUACAGGGAUCUAUCCCAAGCUAAGCCAAGUGAUUUCACAUCAAAUCCAAUGGAUUCUAAGAGAAGAGCAGAAAGCUGGAAAAAGAACAGGAGACAGCUGGCUUAUUCAACUGUUGGAACACCUGACUAUAUUGCUCCCGAAGUUUUUAUCAAAAGUGGCUAUAGUAAUGCCUGUGAUUGGUGGUCCUUGGGAGUCAUUAUGUAUGAGAUGCUGAUAGGCUACCCCCCUUUCUGUUCUGAAACACCCCAAGAAACGUACAGAAAAGUGAUGAACUGGAAAGAUACCUUGGUAUUUCCUCCAGAAGUACCUAUCUCCAAUGAAGCAAAAGACUUGAUUCAGAGAUUCUGUAGUGAAGUUGAUCGAAGAAUUGGCUCUACUGGUGGUAUUGUGGAAAUAAAACAGCACACUUUCUUCAGGGGCGUUGAUUGGGAACACAUUUGGGAAAGGCCUGCUGCCAUACCAGUAAAAGUCAAAAGUAUAGAUGAUACUUCAAAUUUUGAUGAAUUUCCAGAUGUAGAUUUGAAGAUUCCUGCAGCACCACCUACUACCACUGAUGAGCAGUUUGGUUACAAAGACUGGGUCUUCGUCAACUAUACUUUCAAGAGGUUUGAAGGCCUAACACAGCGAGGAAAAGGGACAAAGAAAAGCUAGUUUGAAAUUAGGGUAGUUGUGAUAAAUAACAUUUGAAACUGAUACUUGAUUCUUAGCAACACCUUGAAGCAAUCUAUAUGAAUACUAACCUGUGUUAUCCAAGACUUCACCAUUGCUGAAUUGAAACAGUGUGUUCUGUAAAGCUCACCUUUAUUUAAGUUUUAUAAAAUUGCUGUGCCAGAACUUGUUUUUUUUUUUAUAACUAGAAGUUAAGAACAUUAUUCAUGCCAAAGACAAGCAGGUACCAUUCCAUCAUCAAGAAAAAGCUGUGACAUAAAAGGAUCAUUUGUAUGUGUUAUAAAUUAAACAUCAAACUAUGCACUUAAUUAUAUUUCUCUACAGAGUUGUCUAGAAUAAGUGAGACAUGUCUUUUUUUUAUAAGGUGUAAGUGGGUUGUAGUGAUUUGUUUAGGAUAGCAUAAUUGGCUUCGUCCUCAUACGACAGUCUGAAGAUAACAAUUUUUGAAGCCGUGAUGUAGUAGUUUGAUAUAUAGUGUCCAAUUAACUACAUCAUAAAUUAACUAACUGAUAAUUUAGUUCCCAUAACUUCCUUAGUUUUUUUCUUCUACAACCAGCAAAAGCUUCUAACUUUUGCAAGAUAUAACAUUUCUUGAUACAUUUUCUAAAAUCAGCUACCUCUUAAGGAUAUUUCAUUAGUUUAAAGAUACAAUUUCAUGUGUCAAAGCAUUUCUUUAUAGAUGAAAUCUAUUUUCUUGUUAAUGUCAAUAAGUAAAACUUGUGAAUAUUGGAAUGAUAAACUAUGAUAUACAAGUUUUUUCCUAGUAACAUGUAUUUCAAUAAGAUUUUCAAUCAAAUAAGAAAUAAUCUUGAGGAAUUAUUACUAGUUUUAUAUCAGAUUUUUAAUCAAAACUCUUUAACAGUGGGAUCUCAAAUAAUUCUUCAACUAGUCUAUAUGUUUGGUGUUAUAUGGUGAUGAGAUUUAUUUUUUGGGAUCUGUAUAGUGCUUGACAGGUAUGUUUUGCCUUCAGUGUAUUAAGUUCAGCUAGGAUAUAAUAUCAAAACAACGUAAGAAUGUGACUUAUGGAUUGAAAAGAACUUUCUGAAUCAUUACUUUUGUGUAUAAAGAUGUUUUUUGUAUAAUUUAUGCUAAUCUACUGAAGCCUAAUGUCAUAGGGUUGUGCUGUGUCUGUUUAAACCCAAAUUUGGCUUUACCGUGUACAAAAAGGUUAUAAAACCUGCACAGAUUUUGUUUGCAAGUCUUAUUUAUUGUUCAAAAAGCAACACUGUAUUCUGUUAAAAACCAUGAUCAGAUUUUAAGAUCAAGUAAAUGUGGUUUCACAUGAUUGUUGAACCAAUGCCUGUUCAGUAAAUAGUUUAAACUAGAGUAAUGUUUGUUACAAAAAUGCAGCCAAAUUAAUCACAUAAAUCUCCAUUAUGAACUGGAAAAAUAAA